AUGGAGUUGGUGAGUGGAGAAACCAUAGAAGAGCUACUUCAGGCUCAAACUCAUAUAUGGAAUCAUACAUUCCAUAUUAUCAAGUCCAUGUCCCUAAGAUGUGCACUUCAAUUAGGUAUACCAGAUGUGAUUAACAGCCAUGGAAAAGCCAUGACCCUUUCUGAGCUAGUUGCUGCUCUGCCAGUCCACCCCACGAAAACACAUCAUCUCUACCGUCUAAUGCGUCUUCUUGUUCACCUGGGUUUCUUUGCUAUGCAGAAAGUUGCUGAUAAUCACUUCCAGGAAGGCUAUUUGCUUACCCCAGCCUCUCUUCUUCUCCUUCAGGACAACCCUUCAAUUUCCAGACCCUUCGUAGAUCUGGUGCUUGAUCCAAUUCUAAUAGAAACAAAUAAUUGCAUGAGCACUUGGUUCCAAAAUGAUGAUCCCAAUCCAUUUGUGACUGUCUUUGGAGAGCCAAUUUGGGAACAUGCAAGCCAUGAAGCCAGCGUUAAUCAUUUGAUUAACAGAACGAAGGCUAGUGAUAGCUUCCUGAUUGGCAGGGCAGUGCUUGUCAAGUGUAAGGGGGUCUUCCAGGGGCUGAAUUCACUGGUGGAUGUUGCAGGUGGCACUGGAAAUAUGGCCAAGGCCAUUGUUGAUGCAUUCCCAGACUUGAAGUGCACUGUGUUAGAUCUCCCACAUGUUGUUGCUGAUUUGCAAGGCAGCAAGAACUUGAAUUUUCUUGGAGGAGACAUGUUUAAGGCUGUUCCUCCUGCUGAUGCAAUUUUACUGAAGUGUACAUUACACGACUGGCCUGAUGAAGAAUGUGUGAUGAUACUGAAGAAUUGCAAAGAGGCAAUUACAAGAAAUGGGAAGCAGCAGGGAGGGAAGGUCAUAAUCAUUGACAUGGUGAUGGGAAACCAAACAUGGGAUAGUGAUGAUGAUAAGAUCACUGAAGCAAAGCUACUCUUCGACAUGGAAAUGAUGGUUUUUGCCAAUGGUAAGGAGAGAAACGAAAAGGAGUGGGCAAAGCUCUUCUUUGAUGCAGGAUUCAGCAACUAUAAGAUAAACCCUUUAUUAGCCCCUGAGCUCCUAUUGAGGUUUAUCCUUAAUUAACAACUUGAUUUCAUAUAUGAUAAGAGGAAAUAAGAUCAAUACU
This is a messenger RNA of Hevea brasiliensis (rubber tree), 1135 nucleotides long. RefSeq names its product trans-resveratrol di-O-methyltransferase-like. Lineage: Eukaryota; Viridiplantae; Streptophyta; Magnoliopsida; Malpighiales; Euphorbiaceae. Gene Ontology annotation, biological process: methylation. Gene Ontology annotation, molecular function: O-methyltransferase activity; protein dimerization activity; S-adenosylmethionine-dependent methyltransferase activity. The transcript has 2 exons. The coding region runs from base 1 to 1092 and encodes 363 amino acids. The record is from RefSeq and is a predicted model, not a curated record.